AUGUCUGUAGCUCAAGAAGUUGAAGUAGCUAAUAAAGUAUACGAAUCAAAUUUCACUAAAGGUGAUUUACCAUUACCACCGGGUAGAAAAGUAGCUAUUGUUGUUUGUAUGGAUGCUAGAAUUGAUCCUGCAAAAUCAUUAGGUUUAUCUGAAGGUGAUGCGCAUGUUAUUCGAAACGCUGGUGGUAGAGCUAGUGAUGCAUUACGAAGUGUUAUAAUUUCUCAAAGAUUAUUGGGUACUAGAGAAAUUAUCAUAAUUCAUCAUACUGAUUGUGGAAUGUUAACAUUUAAAGAUGAAGAUUUAAAAAAGAUUAUCAAAGAUUCUGGUGGAGAUGCUGAUCAUUUAUCCUUUUUAUCAUUUUCAAAUUUAAAACAAAGUGUUUAUGAUGAUGUAAAUUAUUUUAAAAAUAAUUCAUUAGUGUUAAAUGUCCCAAUUACUGGUUAUAUAUAUGAUGUAAAAACAGGUAGGAUUAAUAAAGUUUAG
Molecule: messenger RNA, 483 nt
Organism: Insectozyma verbasci
Lineage: Eukaryota; Fungi; Ascomycota; Pichiomycetes; Serinales; Debaryomycetaceae
Source: the annotation of a GenBank genome assembly